UUAUCAUCUUCGUCUCCCAAAAGAAGCUUCGAAACCAUUGAAGCAGCAACAAUGAUACUACGUCGUUUCAUCUGCUACAACGCUUCUUCAACUGUUUCAUCUAUAGCUCCGUCUCCGAAGAAGAAGCCUCUCAUCUUCUUAGGCUCUCCUCAGGUUUCUGUGACUGUGCUUGAAGCUCUUUUCAAUGCAUCUGCUGCACCAAACUCUUCCUUUGAGGUUGCAGGCAUUGUUACACAGCCUCCAUCAAGGAGAGAUCGGGGUAGAAAAGUGUUGCCUUCGCCUGUAGCGCAAUACGCUCUUGAUAAAGGCUUACCUUCUGAUCUCAUUUUCUCCCCUGAGAAGGCAGGAGAUGAAGCAUUCUUAUCGGCUUUACGAGAGUUGCAACCUGAGCUUUGUAUUACAGCAGCUUAUGGGAAUAUAUUGCCUACUAAGUUCCUUAAAAUUCCAUUACAUGGGACAGUGAACAUACACCCAAGUUUGUUGCCCCUGUACCGUGGUGCAGCUCCAGUUCAAAGAGCAUUACAGGAUGGUGUCCCGGAAACAGGAGUAUCAUUAGCAUUUACGGUGCGAAAGUUAGAUGCAGGGCCAGUGAUUGCCUCUAAGAGGUUCCAAGUGGAUGAUCUAAUAAAGGCACCAGAACUGCUCUCGUUCCUAUUUUCUGAAGGUUCAAAGCUUCUUAUCCGUGAACUUCCCUCAAUAUUUGAUGGGUCUGCAAAAUCAAAAGCAGCUCCCCAAGAUGAUUCUAAAGCUACCUUAGCUCCAAAGAUAGCUCCAGAUGAGGCUUGGCUCUCUUUUGACGAGGAAGCUUUUGUUCUACAUAACAAGGUUCGUGCAUUCGCAGGAUGGCCGGGAACGAGAGCUAAAGUUGUAGUCCUCGAUGACAAAAGCGGUCAGCAAAAUGUGCUAGAGCUUAAAAUCAUGUCCACUCGAGUAUGCAAAGAUCUGGAAAUCCAAGAUGGUGGACAAGAUUAUGUAACUUUCAAGAAAGGUUCAUUGGUGUUUCCCUGUGGAGGAGGUACUGCUUUAGAGGUACUAGAAGUCCAGCUUCCUGGUAAAAAAGCUAUCAACGCGGCCGCCUUUUGGAAUGGCUUGAGAGGUCAAAAGCUGAAGAAGCUAUGAAGACAGAGACUGAAACAAAACUAAGCUUUGGUCAAAUCAGGUGUAGCCACUUCCAAAUUGCUUUUGAAUCACCAAUUACUAAUAUACCCACAUUCUUUGGGAUAACAUGAUCAAAUAGAGCCGCAUUAGCAGCAAAAUGUAAAAUUUGUUUGAUCAAAUUGUGUCUGUUAAGGAACCUAUAUCCAUAAAUUUUGAUCAAUAAAACUGCUCACAAGUGUUCUUAUGCUC
This is a messenger RNA of Arabidopsis lyrata subsp. lyrata, 1347 nucleotides long. Its product is annotated as methionyl-tRNA formyltransferase. The transcript is spliced from 11 exons. Gene Ontology annotation, molecular function: methionyl-tRNA formyltransferase activity. The record is from RefSeq and is a predicted model, not a curated record. Bases 52 to 1119 code for a protein of 355 amino acids. Lineage: Eukaryota; Viridiplantae; Streptophyta; Magnoliopsida; Brassicales; Brassicaceae. Gene Ontology annotation, biological process: biosynthetic process; conversion of methionyl-tRNA to N-formyl-methionyl-tRNA.